CUAAUUUUACCUUUUCCCUUCCACAAUUAGCAUGCAUCUAAUACUAAUAUGGCUCCAAUUAUAUAUUGAUUUGCUUCUUAAAAUGAAUCCGAAUGUGUCUAUAUGCAAUUAACCCAAAUAUAAAUUACCAUAUAAAUUACCAUAAAUAAUCAAAUAUAUUCCCCUGAUUCAUGUAAUGAAUCUAAUAUUUAUUAGCAUAUAUUGCAAGCAUGCAUUUCAUGUUAUCAUGCAGGGAUUAUGCACCUGCAGAAGAUUAAUUCAUCCAGCAAUAUACAUAUAAAUUACAUAGAGCCUCUACACUCAACAAGCACAAAAAUCUUUAGAGACAUUUGAAGCUCUUGACUUGAUUAUAUAUUUUAGAAAAAAAAUGGCUCGCACCAUUCUCUGUGUUACACUAAUGUCUUUCUACCUUCUUGUUAGUCUCAUUAACGUUGCUCGGUCGGCUGAGUUCAUUGUCGGAGGCGCCGAUGGUUGGACUUUUGACAAGGAAAACUGGCCUGAGGGCAAGAGUUUUAAACCAGGCGAUGUCCUAGUUUUCAACUACGCUCCUGAGGAGCACAAUGUGGUUAUCGUCGACGCUGCUGGAUUUAACAGCUGCACACCUGCAGCUAACUCUACAGUUUACACGUCUGGAAAUGAUAGGAUCACGCUGGCCAAAGGAGAGAACUACUUUCUCUGUAGCUUCCCGGAUCAUUGUGUCUCAGGCAUGAGGAUUAAAGUAAAUGCAGCUUAAAACUGCAUACAGUACUUCUGCAAGCUUAUUUUAGUGAUAUUAUAUAUGUAAUAAGUCAAACUUGUUAUACACAAGUUUCCUGGCCCAUUCGACCGCAUAGGAGUAAUUAUACAUCUAAAAAAAUUUGCUUCGUGUACUGCACUCUUCAUAUUCCAUAACUGACUAUGGCAGAUUCA
Asparagus officinalis (garden asparagus) is the source of this 909-nucleotide messenger RNA. RefSeq names its product basic blue protein-like. Gene Ontology annotation, cellular component: plasma membrane. Gene Ontology annotation, molecular function: electron transfer activity. The coding region runs from base 368 to 733 and encodes 121 amino acids. The record is from RefSeq and is a predicted model, not a curated record. NCBI's taxonomy places the organism in Eukaryota, Viridiplantae, Streptophyta, Magnoliopsida, Asparagales, Asparagaceae. The transcript is spliced from 2 exons.